CGCUACGUUAAAAUGGCGGUUAAGGAGUUGCUGACAGAGCUCCUCACAAGUCCUGUAAAUCUCGUUCUUUUAGCGACAUGCUUCUAUCUUUUAUACAAAAUACUAUUUGGAAAUGCACCAAGGGUACCAGAUGGACCAAAAGAACCCGUACUAGAAAAGAUGAAAAAGAGGGACAUGACUUUAAAAGAACUCAGCGAGUACGAUGGUACGAAACAUGACGGUAGGAUCCUUGUCGCGGUGAAUGGCAAGGUUUUCGACGUUACGCGUGGGAAACGAUUUUAUGGCCCAGAUGGGCCAUAUGGUGUGUUUGCUGGUCACGAUGCCAGCCGAGCCUUAGCCACAUUUAGCCUAGAAAAGGAGUCUUUCAAAGAUGAAGUAGACGACUUAACAGAUCUCGAUGAAGAAAAGAUGGAAAGUGUUCGUGAAUGGGAAAUGCAGUUUUUUGAAAAGUAUGAAUUUGUUGGUAAAUUGUUGAAACCAAAUGAGGAACCUACAGAUUAUUCUGACGAAGAAGCAAGUGAGACGGAUAAGACAGAAGACAAAUGUGAAAAAGAUAAACAAAUUUAAGAGAAUUUACAAACUAUUAAAACUAACUUCUUGUCCAAAUAUGGCAACAGACCUCACAUAUACAAAAUUCUCAGAGGAGAUUUAAGUCUGUUGAUGGUCAUUGAACCUCAAUUACGUCUUCAACUGUUUGCCGCAGUACAUGUAUACCCACAAUGCACUGCGGUAAGAAAAUGUGCGAUUUACAGUAAUUAUGCUAAAGGCUAUCGUACCUCAUGUGUAAUCCUUGCACCAAGAAUUGGGAAUGGAAAAGCAUCAUUGAACUUUGACAUGUGCAUAGGUAUACCACCUUCAUCGUCAACCCAUGCUGAAAGCAGUUGCGAAAGUUGGUUAUCAUUGUAUAUACAUGUUAUGUUUUUUUAUUUUAUAAUUCGGUUCAAUUUCUAGUAAAACUAAGUCAUGUUAACUUUCCUGAUAUAAUCGCUAUGUGACACUAUUCCCAACUUCAAAGCAGAGUACACACACACACUGCGUCAGGCGAUGGUCGUCAGUGAUUUUUUUUAGGUAGACCGCAACGCAGCAAGGGCGCAUGCGACAACGAUCUUCUUAGACUGCCACUGACAAUCAGUAGAUGAUGUCGCAUCGUCAAAACGUUCACACGCAGAGCAAAGUAGAUAUGUCGACUGACGCAGGGGUGAUGUGGUACAUGUUUGGCUCAACAUUAUUCCUUGUCUAUUAUUCGAUAGUGGUUGUGCUAUACCUUAAGUAUUGAUAAGCUAACGAAAUUACAUCCAAACAAUAACAUUUAUAAACAUAGCACCUGGUAACAUGUGUGCAUUAAAAGGCUACAGUAAGUGAGUUGAUAAGGACAAAGAUUGAGUAUUUUUCAACCAAUUACAUAAUAAGGUAAAAUACACUAGAUUCUAUUUAGAAUAUUUUAAGUACUGUAUAGGGUUUGCAGAGAACAGAUACAUUGAAUAGUAGGUUAAUUCUGUUUUAGUCAUAUAACCUGGUAUUGUUGAAAUAUUGUUCCAUGAUGAUAACCUGGCAAUUAUUAUUAGUUAAAUUUCAUGAAUAAGCAUGAUCGUUGAUAGCACCCUCCAUUGAAAUUACCUCAUCAUGUACGGUAACAAUGUUUUUUGGGGGUUUUUUUUCGUUUUUUAAAUGUCUCCACAUUGAAAGAAAUUGAAAAAAACGAAAAAAAGUGUUUGAAAAACAUUAAAUAAUGAUUUCUUUUUGAAAAGAAAGAACAGAGGAGGUUAAUUGGUUAACAGAACCCUAAACAAGGUCUGUUGACUGUAGAGGGUGAUAUGUUGACUCUAGAUGGCGGUAUGUAGUUACCUGCACAAGAAAACCUUUCUAAAAAUAGUUAGAAUCCCACCGUCCUCUAAUGUUUUCUGUGCGUUGUCAAAAAGCUUUUUGAAGUGUUCUUAAAUCUUUAACCUUUGACAUCAUGAGCGUCUUUUUCAUCAUGGCUGCCUUUUUCAACAUGGCCACCUUUUUCAUCAAUGUACAUAUUACAGUACAGUAAUUCUCUAAAGUUUAUUUAUUCCAAUUUACAGCUACUGCUGUUUGGCUUGCCUAAAAUUAAGGAUAUGAGUUUUUAAUACAGAGAUUAUAUUGCCAUUUUGUAGAAAUUUUUUUUUAUAUAUAGUUUACACGGAUUACUCAUGACCAAUUAACUAUGACUGUAUGUUUACUAAAUUAUUAAUUUUUAAAAUUUUACUCUACAACUCUAAUGAUGUUAUGUUACUGUAUUUAAUUAUUAUUUCAGAUUUACAAGGUAAAUGACAAAUUAGAUAAGUGGCCCUUACGGUAAGAAGAUAAUGAGAUAAGCGGCCCAUUGAAUUCUUGAUCCAUGAAAAAUGACAAGAUACAUUAUGCAACUCGUGCAAAAUAAUAUAAGUGACCGGUUUUGUUUAAUGGCCCUUGAGAUAAGUGGCAUACGAGAUAAAUGGCUCAUAAGAUUAGUUGCUCAUGAGACAAGUGGCCCAUGAGAUAAGUUCAGUAUGGAGCUUAUGAGGUAUAUGUCACCAAUAAAUUGCAUAUGAGGUCAUAGUUCUUUAGACAAGGCCCAUGAGAUACGUGGCAUAUGAGAUGCAUGGCCCAAUAAUGGUUUGGCCUAUGAGAUUCAAGCAAUGUGUGAGAUCCAGAGAGAAAUGUAAAUCUAAUGAUGAGUUGGUAGUCUGUAGCCAUACAGCAUUUUUUGCAUUGGUUUCUGCAUUUUUGAAAGGAAAAUUUAGUCGGGGCUUAACUUUAUACUUAAGCUGACUGAACAGGCUGUGGUGGUAUCGGUCUUAUUGGUUAAUAUUGUCUAAAGUCAAUUUAGGCGACAAGUCUAAAUCAAUUAUUUGUUGUCACUAAAGAUCGUUCUCGCAUUUGUAAAGCACACAUGUUUAAAUAGCAAAGAGUCUUGUGGUUUUCUCUCGUCACUAAGAUUUUCUCACAUUUUAAAUGCAUUACUUUUUUAAAAUUGCAGAGCCUUCUUGUUUUCUCUAUCUAAAGGUGUAAUUUCUAAAAUGGUAGAUGAAAAUAUCCCAAAACACAUCACUGAAAUUCUCUUCUGACAAUUUUUUCCCGUUCAGCAUACACCAUAUCUGGAGCGAACAUCCUACUCUAGUUGCGUCAAAUCAGUUCUUGAAGAUGUAGACCUUUCCUCUCAUUCGUCCUUGUAUUCCCCUCCCCUCCCCUGCCUCCUUCCCCCUCUUAUACUUUUAGAGUCCUUAGGUGGUUGUCUUUAUGUACCAGAACCCUCAUUAAAUAUGAUUUAAGUAACAAAAUAAUAAUAUACUUGGCAUGUAUAGAAUUUACCUUUAUUUAAUUGAUUGAUUAUCAUACUUCAUUGAUAAUUUACUCAAUGGAUGAUUGUGAUUUGAAAAGCACACUUUUUUUUUUGCAAAUUUUUAGCCCAAGGCAAAUAAUGUUAUCAUAAUUUUCACACAGGUGACUUUUAUAAUUGUAAUUUUAUUCUAAAAUCAAUUAUAAUUGAUAUUUAUAACUUUUGUAAAGAAAUGGAUGAUUGAUUGUUUUAUUUAUUUUAUAUAAUAUGUUUGAUCGGAUAAUACAUGGUGAGAUUACGAAUAUUUGGAAAAUUAAGUACUCUACGUGGUAUAGUACUAAGUUGGUGCUCAAGUUAAUGAGAUAAUUAUUUUUGGGUUUAAGAUGUUUAACGAAAAAUAAUCAAAUAUUUUUAACAUUAUUAAUUUGUUUAUCACUAUAAAUGUUAUUGAUUUAUUAAUGAAAACAAAACUAUAAAUAAUAAUUAACCAAAAAAUAUAAACUGCACAGAGACAAUUAAACAUAGUAUGGUUUCUAAAACCUGGUUUUCAUAGAUUCGCUACACAGUUGCUAUAGCCUUUUUACUGCAAUCCAUGCACUGCGUAAAUGUCCCCGGCGCAAUCAGGAACGCUUCUUGAUUCAAUUGACCAACAUGCGUCGCCAAAGGGGUCAGCGAUAUCGUGUAGCGAUUUAUGGUAACCAGGCUUAAGGUUUAUGAUUAUCAACUCGAGUGUUUGAUGUACAGCACUGUAUCUAAGAUAUCCUGACAUACAGACAUUACUGUAUAAUUGCAAGUAGAUCCCAUUCCAACCACACCCCUUCCGCCUGAUUCUUGAAGCAUAAAGCUUGGUUUCCUUAUAAUCACAACCAAGCUUUCGGUGAAACUUGGUUGCUGAUUGGUCGGUCGAAUUGGGGAGCCUCCCCGAUUGUGUCGGGGAUUGCUACGCAGUACAUAGAUUGCACUGAAAACAUGUAGCGACAGGGCAGUGAUUUUAAGAAAACCAGGCUUGAUGCUGAUUGGUCGGUCGAAUCGGAGAGCCUUCCCGAUUGCAUCAGGGACUGGUAUGCUGUACAACGAUUGGACUGAAAACACUUUAGUGACAGUGUAGCGAUUUAAAAAAAAAAACAGGCUUUAACUGUGUGCCCAUCAGACUUUUGACAUAUGUUUGUUUGGAUUUCUUCCAGUGUCAGGGAUUCUUCUCUGUGAAUUUUCCCUCCCCUACCUCACUGUACGGUACAUAGCAUUUAUAGCGAACUCUGCACUAUUCCAGUCCGGAAUUCUAGAUGGCGGAGGGGAGCAAUUCUGUAUGGAUUUGGGGAUCGGAGGGAAAAUUCACAGGGCCAAAGCGGUAGAGGCUAUUAGGUUUGAAAUUCUCAUCUUUUUAUUGAUUUAUGUUAUUCAUGAGAUUGUACAGUAAUCAAUCUUAUUUGUAGUCAUAAGAGUUCGGGGAGGGCGCCAGUGGGGCCAUUGGCCACCCGUCAAGGAGAAUACAAACACAUUUCAUCGAAAUUUCUAUGUACAGUAUUUUUACAGAUUGUUAUAUUUUAAAAUCAAUUUCAAAUACCUAAAUUUUCGUGCGUCUUUCCAGGGCUUCCCCUUCUUGACCGGAUCCCUCUGGAUGUUUCUGAGCUGCAUCCCUGACCACUCAAGUGCGCUCCGUCGGGACUACUCCCUCUCCUUUUGGCAAGUCAUGGCGUCACCACUGGUAUAACUGUAAUUGUAUUUUUGACAAUGAUUUUUGUAAGGCGUUGUUUUAGUGCUAUACGAAGAAUAGCUUUCUUCUGCACUUUAAUUUACAAUAAUUCUUGCAUUGCUUCAUAGAAAAAAAUAAAUGUAUGUGAAACUUCGUUA
Molecule: messenger RNA, 5134 nt
Organism: Anneissia japonica
Lineage: Eukaryota; Metazoa; Echinodermata; Crinoidea; Comatulida; Comatulidae
Product: membrane-associated progesterone receptor component 1-like
Exons: 3
Coding region: 13-567 (184 amino acids)
Cellular component (GO): endomembrane system; membrane
Source: RefSeq, a predicted model, not a curated record